Molecule: messenger RNA, 1979 nt
Organism: Brassica oleracea var. oleracea
Lineage: Eukaryota; Viridiplantae; Streptophyta; Magnoliopsida; Brassicales; Brassicaceae
Product: delta(24)-sterol reductase-like
Exons: 3
Coding region: 102-1787 (561 amino acids)
Biological process (GO): steroid metabolic process
Cellular component (GO): cytoplasm; membrane
Molecular function (GO): FAD binding; oxidoreductase activity, acting on the CH-CH group of donors, NAD or NADP as acceptor
Source: RefSeq, a predicted model, not a curated record
CACUUUUUUUAUUUUAUAAAGACAAUCCCUUCUCACCGUUCAUACACUUUCACUUCUGUAUCUCCUUCGGAUUCUUAAGUAAGGAGAGGAAUCUCAGAGUAAUGGCGGAUCUUAAGGCACCGCUUGUGAGGCCAAAGAGAAAGAAGACAUGGGUCGACUACUUCGUCAAGUUCAGAUGGAUCAUCGUCAUAUUCGUCGUCCUCCCAAUCUCAGCCACACUCUACUUCCUCAUCUACCUCGGCGACAUGUACUCAGAGUCCAAAUCCUACGAGCAGCGCCGCAAGGAACACGACGAGAACGUCUUGAAAGUCAUCAAACGCCUCAAGCAGAGGAACGCAGCCAAGGACGGGCUCGUCUGCACCGCACGCAAGCCCUGGAUCGCCGUGGGGAUGAGGAACGUCGACUACAAGAGAGCUCGCCACUUCGAGGUCGACCUGGGAGAGUUCCGCAACAUCCUGGGGAUCAACAAGGAGAAGAUGAUCGCUAGAGUCGAGCCUCUUGUCAACAUGGGACAGAUCUCUCGCGCCACCGUCCCCAUGAACCUCUCUCUGGCUGUCGUCGCUGAGCUGGACGAUCUCACCGUUGGUGGACUCAUUAACGGAUACGGUAUUGAAGGAAGCUCUCACCUCUACGGUCUCUUUGCGGACACCGUCGAGGCUUACGAGAUUGUUCUAGCUGGUGGGGAGCUUGUACGUGCCACUAGAGAUAAUGAGUAUUCAGAUCUUUUCUACGCGAUCCCUUGGUCGCAAGGAACUCUUGGACUCCUUGUUGCUGCUGAGAUCAGGCUUAUACCGGUUAAGGAGUACAUGAGGCUCACUUACAUACCGGUCAAGGGAGAUCUUCAGGCCUUAGCACAAGGCUACAUGGACUCUUUCGCGCCCAAAGAUGGAGACGAGUCAAAGAUCCCUGACUUUGUCGAAGGCAUGGUUUAUAAUCCGACAGAAGGUGUGAUGAUGGUUGGGACAUACGCGUCUAAGGCAGAAGCUAAGAAGAAAGGGAACAAGAUCAACAAUGUGGGAUGGUGGUUCAAGCCGUGGUUCUACCAACACGCGCAGACCGCGUUGAAGAAGGGACAGUUUGUUGAGUACAUCCCAACUCGUGAGUACUACCAUAGGCACACGAGGUGUUUGUACUGGGAAGGGAAGCUUAUCCUUCCUUUUGGUGAUCAGUUUUGGUUUAGGUUUCUCUUCGGUUGGUUGAUGCCUCCAAAGGUGUCUCUUCUCAAGGCUACUCAAGGUGAAGCUAUUAGGAACUACUACCAUGAUAUGCAUGUUAUUCAGGACAUGCUUGUUCCUCUUUACAAGGUCGGUGAUGCUCUUGAAUGGGUCCACAACGAAAUGGAGGUGUAUCCCAUUUGGCUUUGCCCACACAAACUCUACAAGUCACCAAUCAAACAACAGAUUUACCCUGAACCAGGGUUUGAGUAUGAGAAGAGACAAGGAGACACGGAAGAUGCUCAGAUGUACACUGAUGUUGGAGUCUACUACGCGCCGGGUCCUGUCCUAAGAGGUGAAGAGUUUGAUGGUUCAGAAGCUGUGCGUAAGAUGGAGAAGUGGCUGAUUGAGAACCAUGGGUUCCAGCCUCAGUAUGCAGUCUCUGAGCUCGACGAGAAGAGUUUCUGGAGGAUGUUUGAUGGUGACUUGUACGAGCAUUGCCGCAAGAAGUACAGAGCUGUCGGAACGUUCAUGAGUGUUUACUACAAGUCUAAGAAAGGAAGGAAGACUGAGAAAGAAGUUAGAGAAGCAGAGCAAGCUCAUCUUGAAACAGCUUAUGCAGAAGCAGAUUAAGUAAUGAAAAUGAAGUUUGAGAGAGGUGGAGAUUAUUGUUAUGGGUUGUUGUAGUGUGUCGUUUCUUUUGCAAUGUGUCUGUUAUGUGUUUUUUUUCUGUUUUCAGUUUAGUGUCUUGGUGAUGACUUUCGUUGUUGGUUGUUUGGACUUAUGGUUUGAAUAAAUGUUAGAUUUUGAGAUUUGGAUUUUGCU